CUAUAGAGAGUUUUAGAGAAAAAAAAUAGUGGAAAGCUAGUUAGCAUUGAGAUAUUGGGAGGUGAAUGGGUUCGACGAACGGCGGAGUCCCACCGGGGUUUAGGUUCCAUCCGACGGACGAGGAGCUGCUCCAUUACUACUUGACCAAAAAGGUGUCGUUUCAAAAGUUUGAUAUGGAGGUCAUUAGAGAAGUGGACUUGAACAAGAUGGAACCUUGGGAGUUGCAAGAAAGAUGCAGAAUUGGAUCAAGUCCACAAAACGAGUGGUAUUUUUUCAGUCACAAGGACAGGAAAUACCCAACAGGGUCAAGGACUAAUAGGGCUACCAAUGCUGGAUUUUGGAAAGCUACGGGGAGGGACAAAUGCAUUAGGAACAGCUACAAGAAGAUUGGUAUGAGGAAAACCCUUGUUUUCUACCGUGGAAGAGCUCCCCAUGGCCAAAAAACUGACUGGAUCAUGCAUGAAUAUCGGCUCGAGGACGGGGAUGAUCCUCAAGGAAACCCCACUGAAGAUGGAUGGGUGGUAUGCAGGGUGUUCAAGAAGAAAAACCUCUUCAAAGUUAGCAACACCAUCAAUGGAGGUUCAAGCCUUAACUCCUCAGAUCAACACCACCAUCUCAAUAUGAACCACACCAACACCACUUCAAGCAGCAGCCAAACUCAACCACCACCACCACUAUCUUUCAUGCAUAGAUCAAAUGACCAAUACAACCUCAACACCACCACCACCACCACCUUAGAGCUAAACAAAGCUGAAUUAGCCCUUCACUACCCUCCCCACAUUCCAACACCAACCCAUCAAUACUCCCUUUUCCAUCCCCAAACCCUACUUCCAACCCACAAAAGCAUGACCGCCUACGAGUACGCCCCGCCACUGCCGGUCGGUCUCCCAUCGGAAUCUUCCCACCCUAUAAUGAUCAAACAACUUAUGUCAUCCAACCCUAGGGAUUGUGAUAGUGGGAGUGAAAGUGUGAGGUACCAAUGUGAAACCGGUCUAGAAGGUGUUGCCGCGGGUGGUGGUGGUGGUAGUGGAAGAGAUGAUGAAAAUGAAGGGAUGAAUGAAUGGGGCAUGUUGGACCGGUUGGUGACAUCUCAUAUGGGAAUAGGUCAAGAUUCAUCAUCUAAAGGGGUAAGGUUUGAAGAUAGUAAUAAUAAUGGUACAAAUGCCACAUCGGUCCACCCAAUUAAUCAACUUUCACUUAGAGGAGAGAUGGAUUUUUGGGGCUAUGGGAAAUAAUACUUUUUUAAAUUUCAACUGGAUUGGAUCAAAAAAAAACCCCUACUCUAUUGUUGGUAAUUAUAUAUAUGAUUUUUUAU
This is a messenger RNA of Gossypium raimondii (Peruvian cotton), 1315 nucleotides long. RefSeq names its product protein BEARSKIN2. Gene Ontology annotation, molecular function: DNA binding. Lineage: Eukaryota; Viridiplantae; Streptophyta; Magnoliopsida; Malvales; Malvaceae. The transcript has 3 exons. Gene Ontology annotation, biological process: regulation of DNA-templated transcription. Bases 66 to 1235 code for a protein of 389 amino acids. The record is from RefSeq and is a predicted model, not a curated record.